Messenger RNA from Bathycoccus prasinos, 1761 nucleotides. Its product is annotated as putative alpha-rhamnosidase. Bases 1 to 1761 code for a protein of 586 amino acids. NCBI's taxonomy places the organism in Eukaryota, Viridiplantae, Chlorophyta, Mamiellophyceae, Mamiellales, Bathycoccaceae. The transcript has a single exon. The record is from RefSeq and is a predicted model, not a curated record.
AUGACGUUUCAAAACGUAAACGACGUGAACGAAGAACUCGCGGGAGCCUCCGUGAUGAUGAACAACCCUAACGCUCGGCAAAGAUUCGCUCCGGGAAAUUCGAGUUCGAAUUCGAACAACAACAACAACAGACCGUCGUCUUCGUAUCAUCACCAUCACCAUCAAAGACGAACGAAAAGAAGCAACAACAACAGCAUCACGACAAUUAAUAUUAUCAAAAGAGCGACGAAGAAUAAGACGAAAAUCUGUCUCGUCGCUUUACUCGUCUUUAUAUCGUUCGUGAAUCUGAUGGUGUUUUCGAGAGAUUCCGAGGCGAGAUUGAUGUCCUCUGGGAGGAAAUACGCUAAGAAGAAAGACGCACAACAUCGGGAAGAAUUAUCACAUGAAGACUACGACUUUGGUAGUAAAGACGAAAAAGGUAGAAAGAAGGACGAUUCAGACGAUUCAGACGAUUCAGACGAAAAACCGAGCUUAGAAACCGCCUUGUUGGGAUCCGCGUUAGCGGUGGACAGUCCUACGUUAACGUCUGGAUUCAAAUCGCUGAGCUACCCGUCUUUGGCGGAAGUCGGGGACUCGAAGCGCACGUUUUUAGUCGCCUUUGAAGGGAAUUGGGAAUGGGGCGUUCCGAAAUCGCUGACGAACAGGGAGUUGGAUCAGAGGAAAAUAGAGGACAUCAACGAAUCUCGAGGCGGGCACUGUUACGUCAGUCGAGGACGGGUGUUACCGAUACAGCCGGGAUCGGACGUCGCGCCGAAGGAGCAAUGGCACGCGCCAAAGAUGGCGGUGAAAGGAACGUCUUCGAAUGAUAAGUGUUGGCGUCCCCAGUUGUUCGUGGUGCCACAAACGCACGAGGUUUUGUUGUUUUAUAAGCGAGGCGCGAGUCGAGAGACGUGGGAAGGUUUUUUGAAACGCUCGUUGGACGGCGGGAAGACGUGGUUAGAGGAGGAAAAGUUACCGCCUGGAAUUUUAGGCCCGUCGAAGAAUAAAGUUUUGAGAAACAGCGAAGACGAAUCGAUUCUGAGCGCGAGCGAGAGGUGGACGCGGUCGAGCGCGUGCGCGUGGAUCGAGAGAGCGGAAAGAGAAGGGAGAGAUUGGACCGUGAAAAGCGGUCCGAUUCGCAUGGAGAAGAAAGGUUUACAGGAACGAUACGGCGGAGGAAGAAUGGGCGAUAAAGCGGCCGAAGAGGAAGCGAGAGAUUACGGAGGCAUCGAACCCGCGAUAUUUUAUAAAGACGAUGGAACUUUAGUCGUUCUCGCUCGACCGGCAAAAACGACCGAACGGUUUCCGAAAAGUUUAUCCGGCGUCGUGCACGCCGGAGGACGAUCGAAACAGUCCUCGAGAUAUUUUCCGAAAAUGUUAAAAGCUGAAUUGAAAGACGAACCGAACGCGCAGUGGUCAGCAUUUAAGGAAAUCGCGGAUUUACCUUUACCAACCGUAUUUGGUCGAGGAUUCGACGUGGAAAAGUUAACCGACGGACGCGUCGUGUUAGUUAUGAACGACCCGGGUAAGAAAGGCGUGAGCGUAAAAAUCUCGAGAGACGACGGCGAAACGUUUCGAGAGGCGUUUGUGAUUGAAGACGGCGACGAUGAAGACGAAAGCAGUGGUGGUAGUAGUGGUAGUAGUAGUAGUAGUGGUAGUAGUAGUAGUUACACGAGGGAUCCAGUGAUUCACGUGGCGAACGAUGCCAUGAUUCACGUGGUUUACGUUGCCAACAACGGGAAGAAGAUCAAGAGAGCGGUGUUGGAUCCCGAACAGUUAUAG